AUGAGGCUCGGUCAGAGGCGACGGGACAUCCUGGCCAUCCUGUCUAUCCUGUUCAUAAUUCUCUCCACUAUCGCCUUGUCCCUCAACACCCUACCAGAGCUCCAGGUGCUUGAUGAGUUCGGCCAGGCCAACGACAACCCCCAGCUGGCCCAUGUGGAAGCCAUCUGCAUCGCCUGGUUUACCAUGGAGUACCUCCUCCGCUUCCUCUCUUCACCCGACAAGUGGAAGUUCUUCAAAGGUCCCCUGAACGUCAUUGACCUGCUGGCCAUCCUCCCUUAUUAUGUCACCAUCUUCCUGACGGAAUCCAACAAGAGUGUUCUACAGUUCCAGAACGUUCGGCGCGUGGUGCAGAUAUUCCGGAUCAUGAGAAUAUUGAGGAUUCUGAAGCUGGCCAGGCAUUCCACAGGGCUGCAGUCUCUAGGUUUCACCCUGAGGAGGAGUUACAACGAGCUGGGCCUGCUCAUCCUCUUCCUGGCCAUGGGCAUUAUGAUCUUCUCCAGCCUCGUCUUCUUUGCCGAGAAGGACGAAGACGCCACCAAGUUCACCAGCAUCCCCGCCUCCUUCUGGUGGGCCACUAUCACUAUGACUACGGUGGGUUACGGUGACAUCUACCCUCAGACUCUGUUGGGUAAGAUAGUCGGGGGUCUCUGCUGUAUCGCCGGGGUGUUGGUCAUCGCUCUGCCCAUCCCCAUUAUAGUCAACAACUUCUCUGAGUUCUACAAGGAGCAGAAGAGGCAGGAGAAGGCCAUAAAGAGGCGGGAGGCCCUGGAGAGGGCCAAGAGAAACGGUAGUAUCGUCUCCAUGAACCUGAAGGAUGCGUUCGCCCGGAGUAUGGAGCUGAUGGAUGUAGUCGUGGAGAAAGGAGGAGAGGACAAGCUCUGUGUGGGCCUGGGCAACCACCUGUCCCCCAGCCGCUGGGACAGCACACCCAAAUGCGUCGCCUCUGACACCAGUCUUCAUUCCCUGGAUAAGACGUUCCCCGAAUCCGUCCUCCUGGGAUCCACCCACCGCAUCACCAUCACCACCAGCAGCAGCCCCCAGCGGCGGCACCUCGGUAGCCCAGAGUUCAGAGGCGGUACCUCUCAGCUUCUUAACGUUCAGAACCUAGAGUCCAUGUACAACGAGAUGGUCAGGUCUCAGUCCUUCACCAACCUCAACACUUCCUGCUCCCUGAGCACCGUGAGCACCUCAACCGCCUUCACCGCCACGACAUCCCCGGAGUUGCAGCAGCACCCGGGGUCCCCUCCUGCGCCGACCCCGACCUUACAGAAAGUAGAACUGGAGAUGCAGGAAGUCCUGCGCUCUUCUUCCGUGGAUAGCAUCGCCACCUGCAGGGACGAGUUUGGGGAGGGUUCUGGAAGGAAGUUCCCUCCGACUCUGGAUCUGCUCCAAGAGUCGAGUGUCGAUGACAUCCAAAGCCCACACGAUACCACCCUCCUCAAAGACAGGAUGUCUGGGUUUGUUCCCUAUGACCAAGAUGGUGCCGCAAAGUCCACCAGAGACGACGCAGAGAGCUUCAACAGAACUGUUGAGAACAUCCGGAAUUCCCUGAGAGGCAGCAUCAACCCUGUUGUCAAGGGAACCAAAGGGUUAAAGGUCAUUUUCAUCAAGGGCCCCCCCACCGAAGCCCCCCCGACGCCACCCAGCACCACCUCACCCCAGGACAUCAGCUCCAGCCUCCUGGAGGAUGAGUCCCCUGAGGGGGAGACCACACCGCUCCUCCCCAGCACAGAGGCCCUCGACCUGGGCACAGAAGACGAGAUCUUCCCCCUGACCCCUAAGAGGCUGAUGGUAGUGGUGGACACCCCGCCAGGGGACGAGGACACCCUGGACCAGAGUCUCGGGGGUCAAGGGUUGACCAACGAGGAGAAGAACCUGAUGGAGACCACCGCGGGAGCGGCAGGAGGGGCAUCGGCGGGGAACUGCACCCAGCGUGUGGUGGGGGGAGGGGCAAGUGGGGAGGGUAAGGUCGACAUCAACCAAAGUGGACACCAAGCAGAGAACCACAUGUUCACACCAGAGAUCCCCCUGAUGACCGGGGAAAGCAGUAUGUCCCCAACCUGUGAAACCAGCAUGUGA
Molecule: messenger RNA, 2079 nt
Organism: Oncorhynchus gorbuscha (pink salmon)
Lineage: Eukaryota; Metazoa; Chordata; Actinopteri; Salmoniformes; Salmonidae
Product: potassium voltage-gated channel subfamily B member 2-like
Exons: 5
Coding region: 1-2079 (692 amino acids)
Biological process (GO): potassium ion transmembrane transport
Cellular component (GO): membrane; voltage-gated potassium channel complex
Molecular function (GO): delayed rectifier potassium channel activity
Source: RefSeq, a predicted model, not a curated record